Messenger RNA from Tremella mesenterica DSM 1558, 1623 nucleotides. RefSeq lists its product as uncharacterized. The coding region runs from base 1 to 1623 and encodes 540 amino acids. Lineage: Eukaryota; Fungi; Basidiomycota; Tremellomycetes; Tremellales; Tremellaceae. Gene Ontology annotation, molecular function: protein binding. The record is from RefSeq and is a predicted model, not a curated record. The transcript is spliced from 8 exons.
AUGUCUCCUGGAAUUCCGGCGAUAAAGUUGAGGGCGAUGUUCACCAUUUUUGCGAUGAUAGGGAUAUUUGGGCUGAAUGGGUUGGUGAAGGCACAAGAGAUGGAAAAUGGGUGUUUGAGGUUGAUUGGAAGUGUGGCCUGUCCUGGAUUUUCAUUCGCUUAUCUCUCACCUGAAAACCUUUCUAACGCAUUCCCAUUCUUCUCCAAAGUAAACUCCGUUUCAACCUUCGACGCCGCCGCGUUGGCAUAUUUGUCAGAUCCGUAUCAAUAUACAAAGACGAAGUUCGUAGAACAAUUAGGGUGUGGGAAUGUUUUGACAUCGACAGGGGUCAUAAGAUGGGAGAGAACUGUUUUAUGUAGUCAGUGGGUCAAUGAGAAAUGGAGUGGGGAGUGUAGGGAGUUGUAUGACAAUUCUUCCAAUGCAACUUCCCCAAAGAUGGUAUGUCAAGAAACAUGUCUUCAAUUCUCAUCCUCCGAAUCCUCAUUAAUCACCGAUACUUCUUUCUGUCCUGGACUAGACCAGACCAACGGGACACGUCAAGCCACCCUGAUGAAAGAUCACGAUGAUUGUACCGAUUGGACCACAUUGACGACGAACGAUACUUCCACUUGUGUCCAAGGAAAUGAUAACGAAGGUAAUUGUGGAUUUGGGAGUAGUACGAAACAAUUAUGCGAUUUCUGUAGCGGCGAUAAACCGGAUGAUUGCUGUUAUUCUUUUUGCGGGUUUUCACUGGUUCCAUCAUCCUCUUCGGCGAGUCCCAGUGCCGCUACAACGGUUCAAAAUAUGAAGAAACAUGGUCUUACCGGUGGUCAGAAAGCAGGUAUAAUAGUCGGUUCGAUAUUCACAUUUAUCUUCCUUCUCAUCUCGUACUAUAUCAUGAGCGUCUGGAUCAGACUUCGAAAGGAGAGAAGAUCUCAGCUGGAAGAAGCAGAGAAUAAGCUGAGGAGAGAGAGAUCUGGUCUGGAGUCUGGUUUAGAAGGUUUCAGCCCACGAUCGGGUAAUAUGGAUGGGGAGAGAAAGUUGGGAUCACCGUUUAGGGAGAGUCCCAGGGUUGUACGUGUUUUCAAUGAGAGUAAAGAGGAAAAGGAAAGGUCUGGAAGAAGGGAAAUUAAGAAUGCGGAUGGGGUGGUUAGUUUGAAGGAGAAGGAGAACGGCGAACAACUUAAAGAGGACCACAAUGUGGAUGUGGUGAAGGGUAAUGAGAGGAAGGCGAAAGAGGGCUUUGUUGGUGGUAUGGUGGGUCAGGAGAGUAGAGUUGUCGGGGCGACAUACGCAGAAGAAUUGGGCAAAGGUCUAAGGAAAGGGGUGGUGUUACCUCGUGUCAAGGAUGAAAAUCAGAUGGGUGAAAAGUGGAUCGAGACAGGGUCAGAAGUCUGUGUUAUUUGGCCAUACGAAGCUGUCUUACCUGAUGAAUUGGAUCUUCGAUCAGGUAUGAGAAUACACGUUCUAAGAUUAUACGAUGAUGCCUGGGGAACGGGUAAAGUGGUCUUUGGUGGAGAUUCGAGGAUUGGUGUAUUUCCUAUAGUAUGUGUAUCUGAAGCAUCAUCAGUAGGUGUGGGACACGAUGACAUCGCUUCCAGUAGAAGUGAUAAUAGAGAGUUGUUUGUCGAUGAUGCCGUCUGA